GCCGUUCAGACCGUAUUAAGUCUGCUGUGAUCAUGGAACAGAAGCCCCUGAGCUUCCCGGGAUCAAGGACCACAUGUCGCGAUAGGGCUCAAAGGCAGAGAUCAGAGACAGAAUGGGAUCCAGUCAGCGAGCAGAGGCUGUUGCGCAAGAUGGACCUGCACCUCAUGCCAGUGCUAACCCUUCUUUAUCUGUUCUGCUUUCUUGACCGAGGGAAUAUUGGUAAUGCCAGGAUUGAGGGCAUGGAGGUCGACCUUCACUUAGAGGGUACACAGUACAACUGGGCUCUCACGGUGUUUUUCUUUACGUACACUGUCUUUGAGCUUCCGUCCAAUUUGAUCUUGAAGAAGAUUCGUCCGUCAAUAUGGAUACCAACAAUCAUGGUAGCCUGGGGAGUAGUCAUGACUUUGACGGGCAUCGUCUCGAGCUACUACGGACUCCUUAUCGCACGACUGUUUCUGGGGAUUACAGAGGCGGGUCUAUACCCUGGGGUAGCCUACUAUAUCACCAUGUGGUACUCCCGUCAUGAGGCCCAGCUGCGUCAAGCGAUGUUCUUCAGUGCCGCAAGCUUUGCGGGCGCUUUCUCGGGACUUCUGGCGUUCGCGAUUGGGAAAAUGGAUGGCGUGGGAGGCUAUUCUGGUUGGCGCUGGAUCUUCAUCCUUGAAGGUAUUGCUACGGUUGUCGUCGCUAUCGGAGCCUAUUUUCUUUUGUAUGACUACCCGGAUACCGCCUCCUUCCUCACAGACGAGGAGAGAGCCUGGGUCUUGCAUCGCCUGCAGCUGCAAUGGUCAGACAACGGGAACGUCGUGCCAGAUACCGUUGAGUUCAGGUGGAAGUAUGUUUGGGAUGCCGUCUGCGACUGGCAGGUGUAUCUCGGGGUUCUCGUCUACCUGGCCAUGGUGUGUCCAUUGUACGGCAUCUCCUUCUUUCUUCCCACCAUCAUCAGAGAUCUAGGAUUUACGUCGUCCGUGGCUCAGUUGUUAACGGUCCCUCCUUACGUGGCUGCUGCUAUCGCGAGUGUUGUGUCUGCCUGGUUUUCCGACCGCAUGGGUCAGCGCUCCCCACUCCUCCUGUUUCACCUCUGCUGCAUCGUCUGUGGAUUCCUAGUUUGUCUAGCUGGGUCUGUGGCAUGGGUGCCGGGGGUGAUUUACUUUGGAGUCUUUCUUGCAGUUCUCGGCGUCUACCCAGCCAUUCCAGGCCUGGUCACCUGGCUCAGUACGAAUCUCGCUGCGAGCCAUAAACGCGCCGCAGGGAUGGCCAUGUAUAUCGGCAUUGGAAACUUCGCCGGAGCGAUGGCAUCCCACUUCUACCGUACGCAAGAUGCGCCGCGAUACAUCCUCGGCCACUCCCUCGAGCUGGGGUUUGCGUUUAUGGGUGUGAUCUGCGUGGUCGGGAUGCGAGUGGCGUAUCAGCAGAUUAAUGCUCGACGAGUGGAUAAAUUGGUCGCGCUGCGACCGGAGUACACGGUGGACGAGCUGCGCGCGAUGGGUGAUAAGUCGCCGACUUUUCGGUAUAUGUUUUAGCUGCCGGAUGGGGAAUGGUCGAUCAAUGUCAGAAUUAAGGUCCGGUUGUGUUGUCUGAGAUCUACCUCGCAUUUAGUGGCGGCACAAGCUGUAACUAUCCGAAUGGGCUUGACUUCGUUUGCCGUCACAUGAUCCGCCCAAGCCAAGUCCGAUCGCACUCAACGCCUACGUCUCAGUCGACUGCCUGGACAAAUAUGUAGAUCUCUGUCCUCAAGAAUACUUGUCAGUCUAACAUAACUAUUCUCUGUUUCCUG
This is a messenger RNA of Aspergillus saccharolyticus JOP 1030-1, 1774 nucleotides long. Its product is annotated as MFS general substrate transporter. The record is from RefSeq and is a predicted model, not a curated record. Gene Ontology annotation, molecular function: transmembrane transporter activity. Gene Ontology annotation, cellular component: membrane. The transcript is spliced from 9 exons. Lineage: Eukaryota; Fungi; Ascomycota; Eurotiomycetes; Eurotiales; Aspergillaceae. The coding region runs from base 33 to 1520 and encodes 495 amino acids. Gene Ontology annotation, biological process: transmembrane transport.